Messenger RNA from Rotaria sp. Silwood2, 360 nucleotides. The record is from the annotation of a GenBank genome assembly. NCBI's taxonomy places the organism in Eukaryota, Metazoa, Rotifera, Eurotatoria, Philodinida, Philodinidae.
AUGAAUGCUGAUGAAGAAAACCGAUUAUACACAAUUCGUAUGCGAACAUCAACAUAUGGUAGUAAAUUAACAAGUGAAUAUCGACGCUAUAAUAAAGAAGUAUUAGAUCGGCUGAGUGUUGAAAUUCUAUUUGGACAUCUUAUUGCAUAUAUGGGCGAAUUUGACAAGUCAAUUAACUACUUUGAAACAUUAGUUGAUAAAGAGAAUAUAGAUCAGACUAAUGUUCAAAUCAAUUUGAAACGAGUCUAUGCUCUUAAAGGUGACUAUGAUAAUGCUUACAAAUACUAUCAUAUUGCAAGAGAUUCAGAAACAAAUGAAAACUCGCCAAAAGUGGCUGAAAUAAUACAUAGUCUUGGUUGA